AUGAAUGUACCUCCAGAACACCCUGGAGCUGGAGGGGAGGCAAACAUGAAGUUUUGUCGUACGCAUUCCGAAUCCAGUACUGACCAACUUCCUCCCCAUCUGACUCACAUGCCUCUCUCAGCAGCAGAGCAAUGUUUUAGAGACCAACGCUUGAAGCGCAACUCUCGAGCCAGUGACACAUCCAGUGCCUAUUCUGGCUCGGACAUGCAUUCAUCAAUUGAUGGACAGGAGAAUGUAGACUUGGAUUACAGUGGAUUAACGGAAAGCAUGGUAGAUUCAGACGAGGAAGAAGGCUACGGCGAAACGUCAGAACGAUUCGAUAUGUUUCCAGAGUUGUACCCUGCAAGGGAUAUUGUCUAUGACAGUCUGGAAAAGUCACCAGAACAUAGGACUGAUGAUGAUAUUGAAACACUUUUGGAUUUUAUGAGACACUUUUCUAUCUUUCUCUCUUACUCUUACCCUCUCUCCCCUUCUCUCUCUCGUCAACCUCCCCCUUCUCUCUCUCUCGUCUCCCUCUCUCUCUCUCUCUCUCUCUCUCCCUCUCCUCUCUUCUCUCUCUCUUCUCUCUCUCUUCUCCCUCUCUCUCUCGUCUCCCCUUCUCUCUCUCUCGUCUCCCCUUCUCUCUCUCUCGUGUCUCCCCUUCUCUCUCUCUCGUGUCUCCCACUACUUCUCUCUCUCUCGUGUCUCCCACUACUUCUCUCUCUCUCUGUCGUCUCCCACUACUCUCUCUCUCUCUGUCGUCUCCCACUACUUCUCUCUCUCUCUGUCGUCUCCCACUACUUCUCUCUCUCUCUGUCGUCUCCCACUACUUCUCUCUCUCUCUCUGUCGUCUCCCACUCUCUCUCUCUCUGUCUCCCACUACUUCUCUCUCUCUCCCGUCUCCCACUUCUCUCUCUCUCUCUGUCGUCUCCCACUUCUCUCUCUCUCUGUCGUCUCUCCGUCUCCCACUCUCUCUCUCUCUCUGUCGUCUCCCCUUCUCUCUCUCUCUCUGUCGUCUCCCACUACUUCUCUCUCUCUCUGUCGUCUCCCUACUUCUCUCUCUCUCUCUCUGUCCUCUCCCUACUUCUCUCUCUCUCUCUGUCGUCUCCCCUACUUCUCUCUCUCUCUGUCGUCUCCCCUUCUCUCUCUCUCUCUGUCGUCUCCCACUUCUUCUCUCUCUCUCUCUCUCUGUCUCCCACUUCUCUCUCUCUCUCUCUGUCGUCUCCCACUUCUCUCUCUCUCUCUCUCUGUCGUCUCCCUACUGUUCUCUCUCUCUCUCUGUCGUCUCCCACUACUUCUCUCUCUCUCUCUCUGUCGUCUCCCACUACUUCUCUCUCUCUCUCUCUGUCGUCUCCCACUACUUCUCUCUCUCUCUCUCGUCUCCCACUUCUCUCUCUCUCUGUGUCUCCCCCUUCUCUCUCUCUCUCUCUGUCUCCCUACUUCUCUCUCUCUCUCUGUCGUCUCCCACUACUCUCUCUCUCUCUGUCGUCUCCCCACUUCUCUCUCUCUCUGUCGUCUCCCACUACUUUCUCUCUCUCUCUCUCUGUCGUCUCCCACUACUCUCUCUCUCUCUGUCCUCCUCACACCUCAUCCUCUCACUCUUUCUAUUUUUGUGCAUUUGCGAAUAUGACAUUAGCUACAAGGCGGGCCUUAUGUGCUGUGAUGGUGUUUGCAGUUGUAAAGAAAUCAGGUGUUCUUGUAAUGAAAGAUGGAGAGGAGCUGGACUCCUGGUCCGUCAUUCUUAAUGGGGAGGUAGAAAUCACUUAUCCAGACGGAAGCAAAAAAAUCCUCACUAUGGGCAACAGCUUUGGUGUGUUUCCCACCUUAGAAAAGCAGACCCAUAAUGGGGUUAUGUACACCCGUGCGGAUGAUUGUCAGUUUGUUUGUAUUGCCCAAGACGAGUAUUACCGUAUAUUGCACCAGGGAGUGGAAAAUACCAGAAAACAUGAAGAACAAGGCAGAGUUGUCAUGGUAACAGAACACCGUGUUUUAGAUGGUGGUAACAGAAAAGGUCAUAUAGUUAUUCGGGGUACCCCUGAACGAUUAAUGCAGCAUUUAAUAGAGGAAGAAAAUUCGUCAGUUGAUCCUACAUAUGUGGAGGACUUCCUGUUAACUUACCGCACAUUCCUCCCCAGCCCUUCAUGUUUAUCGAACAAGUUACUUGCUUGGUUCAAUAAUAAUGAAUUGGGCAAAUCCAAUUUGAAAAUUAAGGUGGCCCGAGUUGUAUUGUUGUGGGUAAACAACCAUUUUAAUGAUUUUGAGAUGGAUUCGGUAAUGUGUGAAUUUUUGGAGCAAUUUGAAAAUCUUUUAGUACAAGAAAAAAUGAACAGUCAGUUACAUCUUCUUGAGCUGGCUUGUUCAAGCAAAGCCCAUCCCCGAACUGUAACUCUGACCAGAGCAACGCGUGAAGAAAUUUUGCAUUUUCUCAUCAUUGGAGGUUUAGAGAGAGGUACAGGCAUUUUUGUUUCCCAGGUGGAAAAGGGUUCAAAGGCUUAUGAUGCUGGUUUGAAAAGAGGGGAUCAGAUUUUGGAAGUAAAUGGUGUCAAUUUUAUAAAUAUUUCACAUUGUAAAGCUCUUGAAACUUUGAGAGGAACAACUCAUCUUUCUAUCACAGUCAAAUCAAACCUUUUGGAGUUCCGAGAAUUACUAGCUGAGAAAAGAUGUCUUAGCACAAAUAAAGAUGAGCCGGUCAAGUAUACCGACCAUAAGCAGCGGCUUUCCGCCCCUGAUUUGGAGGCCUCCUUGGUACCGGCUAUCUCUUCAACCAAAGAAAAAAAGAAUGAUAAAAAAGAACGUGGGUUCAUGACAAUGACUUACAAACCCAAGAUUCGUAAAGCUUUGAUGAGAAUAAAUUUUAUACCAAAGCUAAACAAUAGCGAUAAUAGUAUGAACCAUUCAGAUGAAAGUUUAUACACAAAGCCAUCUCGCAAGUCUUCCACCUCGUCGUCUACAUCAUCAUCUACUGCUGGUAUGUCUAGUCAUUUGUCUGUUAGCAACCCUGACUUAUCGGUGUCGGGAUUGAAUAUUGAUGAUGCAAAAACAGAAUUCCCUGAAAAUGUUCUAAAAAUUUAUCGGUCUGACCAAUCUUUCAAGUACCUUCCUGUUUACAAGGAAACUGAUGCAAGAACUACGGUUAUGUUAGCACUUCAAGAGUUUGGAAUCAAUGAACCUAGCCGAAAUUACUGUCUUUGUGAAGUUACUGUUACUCCUGGAGCUCAGUCAAGUUUGAAGACUCGUUCUUCCCCUCCCUCUUUCUCCUCUCGUUCUUCCCCUCCCUCUUUCUCCUCUCGUUCUUCCCCUCCCUCUUUUUCCUCUCGUUCUUCCCCUCCCUCCUUCUCCUCUCGUUCUUCCCUCCUCCUUCUCCUCUCGUUCUUCCCUCCCUCCUUCUCCCUCGUCCUUCCCUCCUCCUUCUCCUCUCGUUCUUCCCCUCCCUCCUUCUCCUCUCGUUCUUCCCCUCCCUCCUUCCUCUCGUUCUUCCCCUUUCUCCCUCCUUCUCCUCUCGUUCUUCCCUCCUCCUCCUCCUCUCGUUCUUCCCUCCCUCCUUCUCCUCUCGUUCUUCCCCUUCUUCCUCUCGUUCUUCCCCUCCCUCCUUCUCCUCUCGUUCUUCCCCCCUCCCUCCUUCUCUCUCGUUCUUCCCCUCCCUCCUUCUCCUCUCGUUCUUCCCCCUCCUCCUUCUCCUCUCGUUCUUCCCCCUCCCUCCUUCUCCUCUCGUUCUUCCCCCUCCUCCUUCUCCUCUCGUUCUUCCCCCUUUCUCCCUCCUUCUCCUCUCGUUCUUCCCCCCUUUCUCCCUCCUUCUUCUCCUCUCGUUCUUCCCCCCUUUCUCCUCCUUCUCCUCUCGUUCUUCCCCUUUCUCCUCCCUUCUCCUCUCGUUCUUCCCCUUUCUCCUCCUUCUCCUCUCGUUCUUCCCCUUUCUCCUCCUUCUCCUCUCGUUCUUCCCCCUUUCUCCCUCCUUCUCCUCUCGUUCUUCCCCCUUUCUCCCUCCUUCUCCUCUCGUUCUUCCCCCUUUCUCCCUCCUCCUCCCUUAUCCACCCCCUCAUUCUUCCCCACUUUGAAAAACAUUAUCAAUACUACUUAAAGGACAAUAUCUGCACUGACACACUUGUACCAGAAGAGAUGAUGGGGGAACUUAUUAAAGAAUCUCAAAUCAAUUUGCUGCAGCUGAAUACGAUGGAGUUGGCCUCCCAAUUGACCCUUUCUGACUUUGAGGUGUUCCGAGAGAUUGAACCCACUGAAUAUAUAGAUGACAUAUUUGGCAUUAAAUCCUUGUUUGGUUACCACAAUAUUCGCAAGUUUGAAGAGCUUGCUAAUCGAGAAAUGUUUUGGGUCGUGACUGAAAUUUGUAGUGAAACUAAUCUCGUUAAACGGAUGAAGAUAAUAAAACAUUUCAUUAAAAUUGCAAAACACUGUAAAGACUACAAGAAUUUCAACUCUAUGUACGCAAUUAUUGGUGGCCUUGGCCAUGGCGCAGUCUCCAGGUUAAGGAACACUUGGGAUAAAUUGCCCAAUAAAUAUCAAAAAAUGUUUCAUGAUCUCCAAGAGCUUAUGAAUCCCUCUCGUAACAUGGCCAAGUAUCGAACAUUGAUCAGCCCUGAGAAUACCCAACCCCCAAUGUUGCCUUUCUUUCCUGUUAUUAAGAAAGAUCUGACGUUCAUUCACCUCGGCAAUGAUUCUGUUGUUGAUGACUUGAUCAAUUUUGAAAAAUUAAGGAUGAUUGCUAAGGAAAUUCGUCACAUAUGUGACAUGUGUUCUGCCAGAUAUGAUGUGAGUAAUAUGUAUCUGAAUGCCCAUAGUGUAUAUGGCAGCCACACUGUGUCAGGUGUGGCAACACUGAAAAGAACAAAAAACAGGAGAGGUUCGGCAAUACCCAAUAUUAAGAAGAUGUAUGAAGAGUCUCAGAUGAUCAAACGUGUCAAAUCCUACUUAACCAAAAUGCCGGUGAUAACAGAUGAAGAUAAGCUGCAGGAACUGUCACUUCAGUGUGAACCUCCUCCUACCCGUCGAAGAGACACAUCACCAGCGCUGAAUAUCUCUGGGCCUAUGGGAACUGCAGUAAAUACAAACGAUGAAAAACGCUUGUAUCCAGUGGGGCCGAAGUUUGGUUCCCAACUCAAUCUCCAGCGGCCCUCUGGCUUUCUAGGAUCUGUACUAUUCCUCCCAGGAAUUCACCCCCUUAUAAGAGAUACGAAAGGGGAUAGAACAUUAUUUUUUUCUUAUUUCUUUAAAAUAUUGAAAAAAAAAUAUUUCUAUCAUUUACUUUUUUCUUUGUUUUGUUUUUCUUUGACCUUUUCUUUUUUUUAUCUCUUUUUUUUAUUUCUUUUUUCUCUCUCUUUUUCUUUGUCAUUUUCUCUCCCCUUUUCUCUCUUUCUCUCUCUCCUUUUUCUCCUCUCUCUCUCUCCCUCCCCUCUUUCUCUCUCUCCUUUUCUCUCUCUCUCUCCCUUUCUCUCUCUCCUCUUCUCUCUCUCCCCUUCUUCUCUCUCCCUCUUCUCUCUCUCCCCCCUCUCUCUCUCUCUCUCUCUUCCCUCUCUCUCUCCCCUCUUCUCUCUCUCUCCCCUCUUCUCUCUCUCUCCCCUCUUCUCUCUCUCUCCCCUCUUCUAUUUCUCUUCUUCUUCUCUCCCCUCUUCUAUUUCUCUUCUUCUUCUCUCCCCUUUCUUCUUCUUCUCUCCCCUUUCUUCUUCUUCUCUCCCCUUUCUUCUUCUUCUCUCCCCUUUCUUCUUCUUCUCUCCCCUUUCUUCUUCUUCUCUCCCCUUUCUUCUUCUUCUCUCCCCUUUCUUCUUCUUCUCUCCCCUUUCUUCUUCUUCUCUUUUUUCACUAGCCCCUUAUCUCCAAGACGACCUACCUCACCAAGGCAAACCAGGUCUGUUCCAGUACACCUCUCUCAUGAAAGUUCUUCUGUCAACAGUAUGGGACACCUCACCCGAAAUUCUAGUCUCACGGCCCCUACUUUUCUAUUCUCUCAUUCACCUGCUACUUUCCUUUUCUGAUCACCCACUAUCUCGUGCUCCCCCCUAUAUUGCUCUCCUGUUAUCUUCUUCUUCUGCUCUCCCACACUCUAUUGUUCUUCUACCCUCCCACUACCUUACUCAACCACUCAAUCGCUCUCCUGCUACAUUGCUGUCCAUAUCUGUCGCCCUCACGUCCUCUCACUACUUUUCCUCUCCCUCUAUCUUGAUCCUCCCUCUUCGCCCUUCCGAUCUUCUUCCUCUCUUCCGAUCCUCUCUCUGUCGCCCUCUUCCGAUCCUCUCCCUCUGUCGCCCUCUUCCGAUCCUCUCCCUCUGUCGCCUCUUCCGAUCCUCUCCCUCUGUCGCCCUCUUCCGAUCCUCUCCCUCUGUCGCCCUCUUCCGAUCCUCUCCCUCUGUCGCCCUCUUCCGAUCCUCUCCCUCUGUCGCCCUCUUCCGAUCCUCUCCCUCUACCUUCUUCUCCCACUCUUGA
Molecule: messenger RNA, 6408 nt
Organism: Acanthosepion pharaonis
Lineage: Eukaryota; Metazoa; Mollusca; Cephalopoda; Sepiida; Sepiidae
Source: the annotation of a GenBank genome assembly